Cyphellophora europaea CBS 101466 is the source of this 1968-nucleotide messenger RNA. RefSeq lists its product as uncharacterized. Gene Ontology annotation, cellular component: nucleus. Gene Ontology annotation, molecular function: DNA-directed DNA polymerase activity; damaged DNA binding; metal ion binding. Lineage: Eukaryota; Fungi; Ascomycota; Eurotiomycetes; Chaetothyriales; Cyphellophoraceae. The transcript has a single exon. The record is from RefSeq and is a predicted model, not a curated record. Gene Ontology annotation, biological process: error-prone translesion synthesis. The coding region runs from base 1 to 1968 and encodes 655 amino acids.
AUGACGCCCGAAGAAGCUGAGGCCAUUCUCAAAAAAGCCACACAAUCGAGCAAUGAUGACGCCGCCAUUGGCCCCUCCGAAGAGGCUAUCGUUGCCGCCAUCGAGACUCUGCCCGAAGCCGAACAGCAUUCACUCAAGCAUCACCUGUUAGGUCCUUCAUUGACAAAAGCUGGCCAAGAUGGCGUGGAUCAGAAGAAAGUAUCGGAGAUCAUCUACGAAGCAUCUAAAGGCUCGAAGUUCUUCAAUAAUGAAGAAAAGAAAGACAAGAAUCUGACCAGCAGAAUUGAAGGCAUCCUCAAACGCAAAGCCGAGCUCGAGAGACUGGACCUCAAACAUGAGCUGCGCAGGGCAGACGACUUCAUUGCAUCGCUGGAACUGUCUCGCGACCUUUCCCAAUAUGUCGUUCACAUCGACUGUGAUGCCUUCUAUGCAGCCGUGGAGGAGAUUGACCGACCAGAACUCAAACAUGUCCCUAUGGCAGUCGGUGUUGGUGUUGUCACAACGUGCAACUAUGAGGCCCGGAAGUAUGGUGUCAGGAGUGCAAUGGCAGGUUUCGUGGCGAAGAAACUCUGCCCGGAGCUCAUUAACCUGCCACUCAACUUCGACAAGUACACAGCCAAGGCCAAGGAGGUGCGCGCCAUCUUUGAAGAAUAUGACCCUCGCUUCGAAAGUUCGAGUAUCGACGAAGCCUACAUGAAUAUAACCAACUACUGUGACACCCAGCACCUCGACCCCGAAACCGCAAUUCAGCAGCUGCGAGAGGAAGUUCAUGAAAAGUGCAAAAUCACCAUCUCAGCUGGGAUCGCGCCCAAUGCCAAGAUCGCAAAGAUCUGCUCCAACAAGAACAAGCCAAAUGGCCAGUUCCGCGUACCUAACGAACGAGCAGCCGUGAUGGCCUUUAUGGAUAGUCUGCCUGUGCGAAAAGUCAAUGGAGUAGGAAGGGUACUGGAACGUGAGCUCGACGCCAUUGGUGUCAAGACAUGCGGCGACAUCUACCAGUACCGUGCGUACCUCGAUCGACUGUUCGGUCAAAAGACAUAUGAGUUUCUCCUUCAGACCUAUCUCGGACUUGGCCGUACAGACAUCCAUCCGGCUGAUGACUACGAGCGCAAAAGCGUCGGCACAGAAUCUACCUUUCGAGACAUCAGCACCAAAGAGGAUCUCAGGGCCAAACUUCGCCAUACUGCUGAGGAGCUGGAGAAAGACAUGGCCCGCGUCGAGGUGAAAGGACGCACUCUCUGCCUGAAGGUCAAGCUGCAUACAUACGAGGUCUUCACGCGACAAGUAGUGCCUCCUAAAGCGGUCAGUGUAGCCGACGAUCUCUACAAUUUCUCUCUGCCGAUGAUUGCCAAGCUGGAGAAGGAGUUCCCAGGCAUGAAACUGCGUUUGAUGGGUCUUCGCUGCACCAAUCUUAUUAGCACGAAAAAAGACAAUGGUGAUUUCUUUAAGCCGAGGAUUGCCAAGCAGCACCCCACAAACACCAACGGCAAGGGGAAUGAAGCGGAUGAGUGGGAAGUCUGGCCAGACGAAGAAUUCGAAGAAGCUGCACGGCGGGAGCGACAGGACGAGAUGGACGAGCUUGAAAGGCUGAGUCAAGAGCACGAAAAGAGUGGUGCAGACUGGCACGAGCCGUUCGGGCGGUACAAGUACAACAGCGCGCCUCCAACCCCGGAAAAGCACAAGCCACCAGCAGAGUCGGGCCGUGUUGAGGAAUUAUGGGAAUGUCCUAUCUGUGCUGUUCCUCAGCCCGCCAAUGACCGCGAUUUCAAUGCCCACAUCGAUCUCUGCCUCUCGCGACAAACGAUCAAGGAGGCGGUGGCAGAAGCUGCGCCGUCGGAGGAAGCAAAGCGAUCACGGAGGAGUAGUCCAGAAGUGCCAAACCGUCCACGGUCAGCGAUUGGCAAGCGAAAGGCCACGAUCGCCGCCGAGGUGCAGGGGCCGAGACAGAAGAAGUUGUUUUUUGCAUAG